AUGCGCACGGCGCUCGUUGCUAAACCGCUCUCUUCGUCGGCCUCGUCGUCUACCUCGAGAAGAGCGAGUCAAAGACCGAACUUGAUGGUUCGCGCCGAAGCUAAGAAUUUAACCUUUGAUAUGGCGGCGAGACAGAAAAUGCAAGCUGGUAUUGACAAGUUGGCCGACGCGGUGGCUAUCACCUUAGGCCCUAGAGGCAGAAACGUCGUGUUAGAAGAAAAGUUCGGCGUUCCGCAAGUUAUCAACGAUGGUGUUUCUAUCGCGAGAUUUAUCGAGCUUCCAGAUCCGGUUGAAGAUGCCGGUGCGCAGUUGAUUAAAGAAGUUGCCGGUCGUACCAACGAUUCCGCCGGCGACGGCACGACGACUGCUUCCAUCUUAGCGAGAGAAAUGAUCAUGUUUGGUUUGCAAUCCGUCGCUUCGGGUGCUAACCCGGUCAACAUUAAGAAAGGGAUCGAUAAAACGUCUGACUUUUUGACGAAGAAAUUGAACGAAUUAGCCGUCGACGUCAAGGGUAAGGAAGACAUCAAGGCGGUUGCCUCUAUUUCCGCGGGGAACAAUGACGAAAUCGGCGACAUGAUUGCCGACGCGAUAGAAAAAGUAGGUGCGGAUGGUGUCUUGUCCAUUGAAAAUGGUAACGGUUUAGAAACUAUCGUCGAGAUUGAGGAAGGUAUGGAAAUUGACCGUGGCUACGGGUCGCCGCAGUUUGUCACGAAUAACGAAAAGUUAUUGGUUGAAAUGGAAAAUGCAAGAAUUAUCAUCACCGACGAAAAGAUUGAGCAAGUGAAGGAUUUGGUACCGCUUUUGGAGCAAAUCACCGAAGCUGGCUCGCCGCCGGUUUUACUCAUCGCAGAGGAUGUCGUCGGUGAAGCGUUGGCGACGUUGGUCGUCAACAAACUCAGAGGCGUUUUGAACAUCACCACCAUGAAGGCUCCGGGAUUUGGCGAGCGACGCAAGGCUUUACUCCAAGAUAUCGCCAUCGUUACCGGUUCGCAAUACUUGGCGAAGGAUUUGGGUUUAUCCGUCGCGACGGCGACGAUUGAUUCGUUGGGUUUUGCCCGUAAAGUUACGCAAGCUGCGACUACGACGACUUUUAUUGCCGAUUCUGCUUCUCGAGAUGACAUCGACUUGCGCGUCGCGCAAUUGAAACAAGAACUCUCUGAAACCGAUUCCGUUUACGACACGCAAAAGCUCUCGGAGCGUAUCGCAAAAUUGGCUGGGGGUGUUGCCGUCAUCAAGGUCGGUGCGGCGACUGAGGCUGAAUUAGAAGAUAAAAAGUUGCGCAUUGAGGAUGCGAAGAACGCUACGUUUGCGGCUGUCGAAGAAGGCAUCGUUCCGGGAGGCGGCGCCGCUUUGGUGCACUUGUCUGUGAUGAUUGAGGAAUUCAAGGAAACUCUCACGGACCCGGAGGAGAAAUUAGGCUGUGAAAUCGUUCAAAAGGCAUUAGUCGCGCCAUGCAGAUGGAUCGGUAACAACGCUGGCGUUGAAGGUGAUGUCAUCGUGUCCAGAGUGGCGCAAGAACCGUGGGAGAUUGGAUACAACGCCAUGUCUGGCGAAUACGCCAACUUGAUUGAAACCGGCGUCAUCGACCCGAAGAAAGUUACGAGAUCUGGCAUCCAAAACUCUUGCUCUAUUGCCGGUAUGGUUUUGACCACGCAAGCCGUCAUCACAGAAAUCCCGAAGAAGCAAUUAAAGGGAAGAGUGAUGGAUAGCAAUGCGGACACCGCGAAUGCGCCGGGCACAUUUUCCAUUUGA
Bathycoccus prasinos is the source of this 1752-nucleotide messenger RNA. RefSeq names its product chaperonin GroEL. Gene Ontology annotation, biological process: protein refolding. NCBI's taxonomy places the organism in Eukaryota, Viridiplantae, Chlorophyta, Mamiellophyceae, Mamiellales, Bathycoccaceae. Gene Ontology annotation, molecular function: ATP-dependent protein folding chaperone; ATP binding. The transcript has 2 exons. Bases 1 to 1752 code for a protein of 583 amino acids. The record is from RefSeq and is a predicted model, not a curated record.